Humulus lupulus (European hop) is the source of this 1347-nucleotide messenger RNA. RefSeq lists its product as uncharacterized. The coding region runs from base 209 to 1057 and encodes 282 amino acids. The record is from RefSeq and is a predicted model, not a curated record. Gene Ontology annotation, cellular component: membrane; clathrin vesicle coat. NCBI's taxonomy places the organism in Eukaryota, Viridiplantae, Streptophyta, Magnoliopsida, Rosales, Cannabaceae. The transcript is spliced from 3 exons. Gene Ontology annotation, biological process: endocytosis.
UAAAAUUGGAGACAAUCCAGUUGACCUUUCUUUCAGGCAAGGCAAGGCUUGGAACCCACGUCUCUGCAACAGCGCAACCCCAUUGAUGCCCUCUCUGCACCUUCGUUGAUUCAUUAUCACACAACACUCACUCUUCAAAUUCACGUCAAAUUCAAAUUAAAUUUCGAAGCUUGCUUUUUUUCUUUUGGUGUCGUGAAAAAUCGAAACGAUGUCGUUCGACGAAGAAGAUGAGGCGUUUGAGCACACUCUCCUGGUCGUCCGCGAGGUAUCCGUGUACAAAAUCCCUCCCCGGAGCACCUCCGGCGGGUACAAGUGCGGCGAGUGGCUUCAGUCCGACAAGAUCUGGACGGGUCGGCUCCGAGUGGUGUCGUGCAAGGACCGUUGUGAGAUCCGACUCGAGGAUCCGAACUCGGGCGAGUUGUUCGCCGCCUGCUUCGUUAAUCCUGGCCAGCGUGAGACCUCAGUCGAGACCGUGCUCGACUCGUCUCGCUACUUCGUGCUCAAGAUCGAGGACGGUAAUGGAAAGCACGCUUUUAUUGGGUUGGGUUUUUCUGAGCGAAACGAAGCGUUUGAUUUCAAUGUGGCUUUAUCGGAUCACGAGAAGUACGUUAAGAGAGAGCACGAGAAGGAAUCCACCGCCGCCGGUGAGGUCAGCGACGAUGCCCAUAUCGAUAUCCACCCUGCUGUUAAUCACAGAUUGAAGGAAGGUGAAACUAUACGGAUAAAUGUGAAGCCUAAACCGACGAGUGGAACUGGGAUGCUAUCAGCGGCUGGGCUUGCGGGUCCAGGAAAGCCGAAAGCAGUGGGCCUUGCUCCGCCGCCGGGGACAGGAAAAAUCAGGUCUCCUUUGCCACCUCCUCCUAAUGAUCCUGUUAUUGCUCGGUUGACCUCCCCUGGUACUGCUACUACUCAGGGUGUUGGUUUUAAUGUCACCAAGGAAAACACCAGGAGGGAUAGUGAUUCCUUAUCAGAUCUUUCCCCACUUGAGAGGAAUCUUCCUUCUGCUACAGGCUCGGGAUCAGCGAAGACCACCGCAGCUGGAUGGGCAGCUUUCUGAUUGUGGAAGCAAUUUGUUCAUUGUGGUUGAGUUCAUGUCUGAUGUUCUUUUUUUUUAUAAUUUUUCCUUUUUUUUUUUCAAAAGAAAAAGAAAUGAAGGAAUAUAUGAGAAAAGUGAGAAGGCGCUAAGUACUGAAUACUUAUUAUCUGGAAAAUAAUUUGUUUUCUGCAAUAUAUUUAUAUGCUUCUCUGAUCCUAACAGCUUCUCAUUGUGAACUUUCUUGGGCUGUUGAUCUUCCUAACUUGUUUGGAUAUCUAUUAUGUUAUGUGUUAUGCUUCUUAUUUUUUUUA